Molecule: messenger RNA, 1260 nt
Organism: Hemisphaericaspora subhashii
Lineage: Eukaryota; Fungi; Ascomycota; Pichiomycetes; Serinales; Debaryomycetaceae
Exons: 1
Coding region: 1-1260 (419 amino acids)
Source: RefSeq, a predicted model, not a curated record
AUGAACAACAUUGAAGUUAGGAAAUGUCGGAGAUGUAAAAAGCAGAGACUGGAUGAUGAACCAGUCGAAGCUAGACAAUUCAAAACGUGCCCAAGCUGCCGUCUCCAUGAGAGUCAGAGAAAUAAAGAAACCCGAAAACAAAUCAGAGAGAGGCUUCAUAGUGGACUUAGGUUAUGUACCAGAUGUGGGAAGGAUAGACCAGAUGAUGAAGCAGAGGAAACCAGAAAGUUCAAAAAUUGCUUGACAUGUCGUCUCUAUCAACAUCAACGAGAGAAAGAAAUCCAAAGGCAAAUCAGAGAGGGCUUUGGUAGUGGUGUUAGGCUGUGCACCAGGUGUAGAAAGUCUAGACCCGAUGAUGAAGCAGAGGAAACUAGAAAGUUCAAACAGUGCUCGAGCUGCCGUGUCCAAGAUAGCCAGCGUGGGAAAAGGCGCAAUAGAAAGAUUCAGGAGAGGUUCAAUCGCGGACUUCGGAUAUGUACCGGAUGUGGAAAAGAUAGACCAUACGAUGAACCAGAGGCCAGUCGAAAGUUCAAGUGUUGCUCGACAUGUCGUCUCAGACGUCAACGAUAUAAAGAGACGAGAAAGAAGACUCUAAAUCGCGUCGCUUUAGCUUGUCCCACAGCAGUUGAAUUACCCAGUGUUGAUAAGCAAUUGAGUAUAGAGUUAGGUGGUCAAGAUGCGACCUCCGGUAGCCCUCCGGUUCAGUCACCAGGCAGGAUUGCACAUAAUCAAAAAUUUACCAUACACUCUCCAGGCACCGAUAAUGAACAAACGUGCCCGCGUUCUCUUGAAGCAGGGGAGAUUGCUCUCCAACAAGAGAUAGAAGAUAUUCAACCACAGUACGCGACGCUCGAAAGGAAUCUAAUUACAAGAGCUCUGAGAGAACCAAACAAUUUAUCGGCUUACCACUGUAUACAACUGGAAGUAGAAACCAUUUCAAGCGGUAAGGCUGAAGAUAGCGAGAUCUCCGAGGAAACUGAGAUGAUUAAUCCCUCUUCUUCAGAUUUCCUUGAAACAUUGAAGCCAGAUCCUGAAUUACAAUCCGAAUAUCGAAAGUAUUUAGCCAACGAUGAUCUCAUGGGUUUUCUGGAGCGUUAUAUUUCCGAUACGAUGGACAAGUAUGAUAUUUGUAGAAUGAUCGUCGCAUUAGGUUAUCCUAAAGAAAGUAUAAAGGAUUAUAUACAUCUCACGGUGACUGAGACUCUUGAAGUUUUAAUUGAUUUGAUUCGCGAAGACUUUUUCCAAGAGUCUGAUGUAUGA